ACAACUCCACUUGCCGCACUCCACGAGCUUUACCACUGGAUCAUGGAAAGCAGCGCAGGUGCGCGUCAACACGUAGAGGGCUACGCACCGAUCGAAAGACGGCAUCAGCUCUACGUUAUGAGCAAAGGCCCAUAUUUUUCGGCUACUCGAAGUUAUCGGAGUUUGUUUGCCGUAGUUCUGAUUUCCCAAAUGCCCUAACUACUCUGUACUCUUCUCAGCGCAGCUCCUCUAGAGAGAGGGACUGCCUAAUGGUGAAAUGGGUACUUGCUCUAGUUCCAGAUAAGUUCCUUUUUACUAUUAUCGAACUGUUUCUGUUAAUUUACCAUUCGGUUUUCCCGGUAAAUUCUGAAUGGGUUUUUGGGUGCCAUCCAAUUGAAUUAAUUGUUGGAUUCUGAGUUGAAUUCAUUACUUGCAUGCAAUUUUGGUUGUUUGCUGGUUAAAUCUUCCCAGAUCCUCUUUAUAGGCAAUCUAAGAGCGUGAUAUUCUUUAAAUUAUAAAAUCCACAGGGAUCAAGUUCUUUAAAUAUGUUUCUAGUCAUAGCUGCAAUGAACUCCUUUUUGUGUCGGUUAAAGUCCAGAGCUGGGUUUGAUUCGUCUGGUCUCUAUGAAUUGCACUUCAAAGCUGUGUUAUGAAGGAAGAAAUACAGUUAUGAACUUUAGAGGGUAACUUUUACACGGGUUUAGUUUCACACCUUUUUGUGUGACCGACUAUGGAAGGGAAGCCAUCAUCAGGUGGUCAUUUGAUGCCGGGUGGGCCAUAUGGUUGUGUAGAUUUGCAAGGACCAAUGCAGCUUCGUCGUGAACAAAACCCGUGUCUAGAUCAGCAAGAGUCUUCAGUUCAACCACAAUUACAAGAAGGUUUCCCUCUUCAGUUACUUAACUUGCAAAAACACGAUCAACCUGGCUAUUACGUUGAUCAUAAUAAGCGUGAGAGAGGGAAAAACUCGGGAAGUGAUGAUGAUGAGAUGAAUUGUGUGGAAGAAGGCGUUGAUGGGCAUGAUGGUAAAGGAAGGAAAGGGUCCCCAUGGCACCGUAUGAAAUGGACGGAGAAAAUGGUGAAACUUUUGAUCACCAUUGUAUCCUACAUUGGGGAGGAUGCUUCCUCUGGUUGUAUCACCAGUGGGAGAAGGAAGUCUUCACUUUUGCCGAAGAAAGGGAAAUGGAAGUGUGUCUCAGAGGUCAUGGCUGAGAGGGGUCAUCAUAUAUCUCCUCAGCAAUGUGAGGACAAGUUUAAUGAUCUGAACAAGAGGUAUAAGAAGCUUAAUGAUAUUCUGGGCAGAGGCACUUCUUGCAAGGUUGUUGAGAACCCAAAUAUUUUGGAUGUGAUGAAUUUACCAAUGAAGGCAAAGGAGGACGUGAGGAAGAUUUUAAGCUCAAAACAUCUGUUCUAUGAAGAGAUGUGUUCGUAUCACAAUGGGAGCCGAUUAUAUCUUCCUCAUUAUCUGGAUGUGCAGUGGUCUUUGCAAUUAGCUCUUGGAACUAAAGACGGUUGUGAGCCUCAUGACUUGAUGCCAAAAAGAGCUGAUGACUUUGAUGAAGAAGAUCAAGAUGCUGGAGCUGAUGAUCAGGAUGAGGAAAAUGGUGAAAUGUAUGCUGGCUUUCAUGAGGUCCCUGCAAAGAGGUUGAAACGAAGCAAAAAAGCUGAAGAGUUGAGUUUUUCUAAUCCUUUGAAUUUUUUGGGUCAUAACAGAGGUUUAGGUUUUCAUCUCAAAAAAGAUUAUACUGCUUUGAACCAUGUUUACUCUGAGAGUGGCAAGGCAAAUGAGUUGAGGGAGCAGUGGAUGACGCUUCGCUCACUACAGUUGGAAGAGCAGGAGUUGCAGAUUAAGGCUCAGAUGCUUGAGUUGGAAAAGCAACAUUUUGAAUGGCAUAGGAUGAGCUGGAAACAUGACAGAGAGUUGGAAAAGCUGAGGCUGGAAAAUGAAUCCAUGAAGCUGGAAAAUGAAUCCAUGGCAUUAGAACUUAACCGCAAGAAAAUGUUAAUUAAUUAGAGCUGAAUUGACACAAAGUCCAUGGAUCUACCUGUGGUUUAUGAUAUUGCAUCAAGUUCUAUUAAAUUAUAGCAAGAGUUUA
This is a messenger RNA of Juglans microcarpa x Juglans regia, 2072 nucleotides long. RefSeq lists its product as uncharacterized. The record is from RefSeq and is a predicted model, not a curated record. Lineage: Eukaryota; Viridiplantae; Streptophyta; Magnoliopsida; Fagales; Juglandaceae. The transcript has a single exon. The coding region runs from base 710 to 1990 and encodes 426 amino acids.